This is a messenger RNA of Trichoderma virens Gv29-8, 1068 nucleotides long. RefSeq lists its product as uncharacterized. Gene Ontology annotation, molecular function: oxidoreductase activity. Lineage: Eukaryota; Fungi; Ascomycota; Sordariomycetes; Hypocreales; Hypocreaceae. The transcript is spliced from 3 exons. Bases 1 to 1068 code for a protein of 355 amino acids. The record is from RefSeq and is a predicted model, not a curated record.
AUGGCUUCUCAUAUGAAAAUCGAGCCUAUGGUCCACGAUGUGGGCUCUGGGAUCAACUUUGGAGCUCACGUCUCCAAUGUUGACUUGGAAAAUGCAUCAGAGACCGACAUGGCCAUUCUUGUAGAGGCCUGUUAUCGGUACCAGGUCCUGGUGUUGAAAGGCCAAGGGCAUUUGUCACCGCGAGCUCAUUACGAGUUCACAGAACGCCUCAAUUCAGCUGCUGCGAUGGGUCACGGCAAUCAGCACAUCAACAAAGCCUCCCUCCUCAGCCCAGAUCUCAACACUGUUCCACACCAGUCGCAGGUGCAGAUCAUUGGAAACGGCUUCGUGCGCGAGCAUCAAGGUGCCAAAGACCUCAAGCUCCGAUACCCGCAUCACCGUUCGUCACACUCCACCAUCAUCGCUGACCAGGACGACAUGGAAUUCACCCGCUUCUACCGCUGGCAUAUUGAUGCUGCGCUGUACGGCGACCCCCUUCCCAUUGCCACCACGAUUCUUGCUGUGACUCUGCCCAAAAGACGCAUGCAGACAGUGCGGUACGACGAUGGCACGGGGGACGAGCUGCUGGUUCCGCUCGGCACAAUUGCGUUUGCUAGUGGUGAAACCAUGUACGACUUGCUGUCGGAGGAGGACAAGGCAUUUGUCCGAUCAACCAGGGUCGAGUAUGCCGCUCAUCCAUACAUCUGGAUGGGUCGGGCCAAGUCUCAUCCCACAGGUCUAGGCCUCAUCUCCGAAGGCAAAGAGCUGGAUGAUGACCAAUUGCCGCCUGUUGAUCCAGCCUCGAUCCAGAUCCUCCCCAUGUGCUGGCGAAACCCCGUCACGAAUCGCCUAGCGCUCCAAGUGCACUCCGCUCGGGUUCGUGAUAUUUUGUAUCGGCUGCAGAGACCUGGAAUCGCGCCACAGUUAGUGUAUGCACAUGACUGGGAGGAAGGAGACUUUGUAAUUUUCCACAAUCGAGGUCUUCUCCACGCCGUUGUCGGGUCGCUGGCAGAGGAUGAAGUUAGAAUAAUGAGACAGUGUAUUAUUGCAGGAACUGAGAUGCCUGAGGGGCCAGAGGAAGUUGUGUAG